Molecule: messenger RNA, 3645 nt
Organism: Danaus plexippus (monarch butterfly)
Lineage: Eukaryota; Metazoa; Arthropoda; Insecta; Lepidoptera; Nymphalidae
Exons: 4
Coding region: 339-2999 (886 amino acids)
Cellular component (GO): nucleus
Molecular function (GO): zinc ion binding
Source: RefSeq, a predicted model, not a curated record
AAAUAUAUUAUAGUGUGUAAUGCAAUAUUAGUUUAUGAAUGAUUUGAUACUGAGAAGAAAGAAAUUAAGCAUGUUACUUUAUAACAGAUGGCUCUUGAGUUGCGUAAUGUAAUACUUAAGCCGUCUUUCAGUAGAUGGAGUAAGUAACCAAAAUUUUUUGACACAAUGCUUGAUUCGAAAUAUAUAGAACCAGCUACUGCCCUUUCAAACAGUGAUUUCGACUUUAAAGAAAUCUAUAUUUUGUAUUGCUCAGGUGUAAUAAAAAUACUGUUAUUUUUAUAUAAUUUUAUGUGUACUGUUUCUCGGAUUAACAAAAUAAUUAAAACUGGUUUUUAAAAAUGAGUAUGAUAGAGGUGGAUCCAAACUUGUUUAUAAUGUGUCGCCUGUGCUUAGACGAGACAGGACAGUACCAGAUUGUGCCAAAAGUUCAGAGGCAAAUAAAAUAUUGCUUUGAAAUUAAUGUUGAACCUUUUGAUGGACUUCCUCAACUUAUAUGUAAAAAGUGCGAGUCAAUCUUGAGUCAAUAUGCUAGUAUUAAACAAAUGUACCAAGAAAAGCAAAACAAAUUUAUGGAAAAAAUGAAAUCUAAUCCAAAUAACCCAGUGCCCACAGAAAAUAUUCCAUCACCUAACGAGAACAACUGUACGCAACAACAUCAAGAUACGGUUUUCUCUACGCAACAGAUAGAUUCUGUUAAAAAGAAUCUUGAACCUGGCAAAAAAGAAAAGUCUAAAAGAAAGUCAUUAUCUCUUAAAUUAUCUAAGAAAAUGUUUUUAAAGGAAGAUGAAUCACUUAAUAGUAAAUAUGAAAAUUUGUGUUCCAAUAAUGAGGAUAACUCUCAAACUAUAAUAACAAACAGUGUUUCAACAAAGAAUAAAUCCUCUUGGAUUAGUGACUACAGUAAAACUUUCGUCUGUAGAAUAUGUUCUAAAGUAUAUAAAGAUAAGAGAGAUGUGAUGUCUCACAUGAAAAAACAUGAAAGUCUCAUUAUGAGUUAUUCAAAUAUUAUAAAUUCUCAUUUGGAUAUAGCAAUUAAUAAAAUAGAUAAGACCCCAAAUAUAACUGGAAAAAAGAAAUAUGUUGUUUUCAGCGAAGACAAAAUAAUAAAAAACGAACAUGCAUUGUACUAUAUCGUAUACUGCGCUAAGGUAAAGAGAGAUAGGUCGCUGUCAUCCUCAUCGGAUGAUGAUGUAGUUGGUAGAAAAUCAAAAUAUAAACGACAGAGGUUUAUUUCUGAAGAUUCUCAAAGUUCAGCCAAUAUAGAAGUUAUCGAGGACAAUAUAGCUUCAGCUGAUGUUGAGAUACAAAACGAGAAAUGCGAUACGAAUGAUAAAAAUGAUGAGGAUGAUCGAUUAUCGGAUGACAAUGUCGACUGCGUUAAUAUUGACGCUGACGAGAUAUCAAACGAAAGUAGUAAGGAAACUGCAUGCCAUAAAGAAAAGCCAGUGAAGAAACCACCUCAAAGAAAUAAAAUGACGAUUACUGACAUUAUAACGGCCUGUCGAAACAGAUAUUUAAAUAGGCAUGACACGUACAAAAACGUAUCAAAGUUACAAGAAAAUAUGGAAUCUUUUCUACAGCAUAAAUUUUUAAGUAUAGGUACAAAGAUAGUUCACAAAGGUCUUAACUCAACAGGCUUGUUGAGGUAUUUGGAGCACAAAGCUCUUGACAUAAAUUGGUUACAGAGUAAGAAUUCUCAUUCUAAUAUAAUCAUUAAAACUAAGUUGAAAGAUACUAACGCUGUCUCUAUCAGUCUUGAUAAUCUCGCCUUAAAAAAUAUUACUCAUUAUAUUAAAGAUCAUCCCACUCGAGACUUUGUCGAUGUUUUUGAAAAUGUGUUAAGCGAAAAAGAAGCCGGCGAUGCAAGCUCGUCUUCAUCAUCCGUUAUCGUGUUAAAUGAUAAUCAAACUGAAAAAUGUUAUAAUAAUAAUGUUAAUUCAAAACUUAAAACUUUACUCGCUUCAAAUAAAGAAACAGAAAAUGAAGGGGAAGCUGUUUUAGUUUUACGAUCCAGCCAAGAGAGCGAUAAACAGAAUUGUACGAAAAUUCUCAACGCUAGCCCAGUUGCUAAUCCUAAACAAUUGCCCAACAAAAAGUCAAAUACGCCUAUGCCGACAGAAACUUUGUCUGGGGCCGACGAUGUUUUGCUUAAUUAUAACAACGACGAGUCGAAUAUGUCGUUUAUAACUUCGGUGAUUUCGUUAGCAAAUUACGAUCAAGAAAAACAUAAAGAAAAAAAUUGCCCACCCAGGCCAGAGAACACGCAGAAGAAUGGCACUGAAACAAAUAUGCCACGAAUAAAAGUGAAGUCUGUGUCGGAACUCAUGCCUGAUAAGAGUAAGGAGAAGCCAAGCGAUCCGAUUGCCAGGACCGGCUGGACUGCAACUAGCUUGGUGCCCAUAGCUUCCAAUGCAAAUAUGGUAUAUGUUGCCAACGUUUCUCAAUAUAAACCGUCGGAGCCGGCAACAGUUUUAUGUUAUCCACAAAGAUUUUGCAAUGUUAAUAAUAAUAGAAUCGAAAUUCCCGAAUCAAACGCUCCUCCUCCUAAACACGUGCCGACAAAGGUUACACAGGAAUGUGUUAUUAUGCACACGGUCGAGUUACCUAACACUAAAACGAACUCCCCGUUUAAAUACUUCCAAAGAUUACUCCAAUUACACAAUAUUGUUUUACUGGAUAGUACAGCGGCAGUUCCGCACACUAUGAAGUGUAUUAUAAAAUUCACUUUAGGUUUCCAGCAAGAAAAUAAUGCUCCUGUGAGCCUUUCCUUGACGUUAUUCUACGACGGUAGUGUUUUUUGUAUUAAAGUGACGGACAUGGCGCUAAAAGAAAUAGACAUAUCAAAGCUAUCCGCUAACUGGCAAUGGGAAAUACUUAAGGUGUUCAAAGGUGAUAUAGUUAACAAGCUCCAUAUAAACGCUCUUAAGCAUGGCCUGGACAUCAACGCUAAAGUUAAUUAUUUUGUAAGUUUACUCAAAUCUAUUGUAUUUACCAAAUAACCAAUCAUGUUUUCUAAUUUUUGUCAUUCGUCUUGGAAAAAAGUGCCUAGAGAUUUUGUAAAUAUGAAUUACAAUAUUGUCUCAAAAUUCUGAUGCCAUCAUGAGAUUAUUAUCAAAAAUAUUUAAGUGCCAUGUCAUUAAAAUCUCUGGAGCGAAAUACAAAAUAUGUCUUAUUGUUGGGAAUAAAAAAAAAUUGUUCCGUUCUAAAGAAUAUUGGUUGGUUGGUCCAUGAUAACAUAUCUCGUAUACUGUUGAGUAUUUUUAAUCAAUAGUAUAAGUGAUAUUAUAUUAUGUAAGAAAAUUGUAACAUAUGUUUUUCGUUGGUGCCAUGUUCAAAACAUGUUGAGCUGAAUUUUUUUUGAAAAUACUUCAAACUAUUUCUUGUGACAAUACUCGUGAGUAAGUUCAGGACUAAGUUAUCAUACUUUUCAUGUGCUUCAGUCCUAUAUACUUGUUUAGAUUCUAAGCGAGGCCAUAUUCAACAUAAGGUCAAGUUAAAUUUUUAUGAAGUACAAUUGCUUGUUGGGUCAAACAAUUAAUUAUUUCUUACAAUUAGUACUUAGUAUUUUUUUAUUUGUAUAUGUAUGUAUGUUUGUAUGUAAGGAUGUUAAAUAUUUUUAUUCAAAAUAAACCACUUUUUAUGUAA